Messenger RNA from Penicillium samsonianum, 1056 nucleotides. Its product is annotated as aminoglycoside phosphotransferase family protein. The coding region runs from base 1 to 1056 and encodes 351 amino acids. The transcript has 2 exons. Lineage: Eukaryota; Fungi; Ascomycota; Eurotiomycetes; Eurotiales; Aspergillaceae. The record is from RefSeq and is a predicted model, not a curated record.
AUGGCAGGCUCGCUUGAUCUGCUCUCUGAAGCUAGCCGCCUUCGCCUGGGAGUUCCAUGCUCACUUGCUGACGAACAUCCUUGCCACGGCGGCUCACACCGCGUAUUCGAAGUUGUCUUUGAAGACUCCGUACGAUGGGCUGCCCGAGUCAAUACCGAUUCCAAUAAUUGGAAAAACGAACUGCGAGCCGUUAGACAAUUCCAGCAUGUUAAACAGCAACGCGCAGAGAUCAAAGCGCCAAACCUUUUUGUGGAAGCAGAACACCCUGUGCUGUACUCAGAAUGGGUCAGUGGCAAGCCGCUAGCGAUCUGGAAUUUUCAAAUCCCUCUAGUUAAACGUCAAAGGCUUCUGGAUGACCUCGCAGAAUUUCUGUUGCAACUAUGGACUACUCCUGUUCCUUCCGCCUUUGUUGCAGAGAAAAAUUGUCUAUACUCAGUCUGGCUCACGAAAAGCCUGGACCGAGGUCUUCGACGAACCCUCAAUGGCACUGCUAGAUGGGGCAAUGCUAUUGACUAUCUGAUCAUGCGGUCGAUGAUCCCAAAUUAUGCUGCUGAGUUUGAUAAAUACACUGGCAUCGGCUUUACUCAUGGGGAUCUGAAUGCGCACAAUAUCAUGAAAAGCGACGACUUUCACUUGACAGGGGUCAUUGACUGGGAUUGGAUGUCUGUGGCACCGCUGCCAGCCAUUAUUCACCACCCUUGGUUCAUAGCCGACAUUCCUGGAUGGAAUAAUGAUGGUGUGGCAGAAGGCGAAAGCUUCACAGAAGACCGUCUUUACCUUGAGGAUUCUAUCAAGAAGAAAGAGCUUCCACAGCACCCGCCACUUAUGUUGUCAACGUUGCUGAAUGACUCUGGAAAGAGACUGUUUUUCCAGUCAGCCUUCCACUUCAAAGACGUCCAUGAGAGUUUUGUCAAGACGCACUGUCCACGGACAGAAAAGAACAUCAGGGCUGCGAGGUCACAGUUAGAUACUGUACUUCGUUUGUAUCCUGAGUUGGGAGAUACAGAGUAUGUACAGAAAGUCAAGAACCUACUAGAGAGAAGCGACGAAAAAUGA